This is a messenger RNA of Cutaneotrichosporon cavernicola, 1185 nucleotides long. RefSeq lists its product as uncharacterized. The transcript is spliced from 6 exons. Lineage: Eukaryota; Fungi; Basidiomycota; Tremellomycetes; Trichosporonales; Trichosporonaceae. Bases 1 to 1185 code for a protein of 394 amino acids. The record is from RefSeq and is a predicted model, not a curated record. Gene Ontology annotation, biological process: mitochondrion organization. Gene Ontology annotation, cellular component: SAM complex; cytoplasm.
AUGUCCUCUGCCGUCGUGGUGCACACAACGCCGCCGCUGAACCCUCUCCCGGCCUCGGAUGCCGUCUCUAUCCGACUCCUGGGUAUUCUGCGUCUCGGGGGCGUUUCUCCUGGUGUGACCACCGCCGACUGGUCCGCGAAUGGCAAACCAUUCAUCACACUGGACAAUAUCGCAAUCCAGGAGCGGUAUCUCUCCUCCAUCCCGGGUUGGUCGGACCCUGACCAUGCGCUGAGCGCCGAGCAGGCUGCGGACGUGGUCGAGUGGAAGGCAUAUGUCGACGGCCUUGUGACAGACCUCAUUAACCACACCAUGUACUCGCUCCCGCCUAACUAUCCUUUCCUCGCGGGCGCGCAGAUCGCUGCUUGCCCAUUUCCCAUGAACCACUAUGUGCCGCACCGACUUCGCAGCAUCCACCGGAAUCGUCUGCGUGUGACAGGGCUGUGGGGUCUCGGUGGUGGUGAAGACGUGGACGACACCGACGCGCAGCGCAAGAAGCUUGAGGACAGCGUUGUUGUUGCGCCUGGUGGCACCCAGACCCAGCGCGCGUGGUCGGGCUUCAGGUCGGGCCGUGAGGUGGCAGAGCGGCAGCGCAAGUUCGGCGAGGAGGCUCUCCGCCAGCACGCGUAUGCCGCCUUCGACCCCCUUGCGCGCAAGCUCGGGGAGAGCCGAUACUUUUAUGGCAACAAGCCCACGUCGUUUGACAUUGCGCUGUUCGCGCAGCUCACUCUCGCGCUCUCUGUCAGCUGGCCUAACCCCCUCAUCGCCGACCUUCUGCGUGGUAAAUACCCUACGCUGAUCGCGCAUCACGACCGCGUACUCAAGAAGCUGUACCCGGGCGGAUGGAGCUCCAUCUCGCGCCAAGCACCAGUAAUGGGCCCGUCGUUCGUGAGCUCUGUGCGACUGUACCUCCCUUCGUGGCUGGGCGGGCCGAGCGAGGAGAAGAAGAAGGACCCCGAGGUCGACGACCCGCGCGACAUCGACACCAAGAAGCGGCUGCAGCGCGGACGGUAUCUGUGGUUUGUCGGUGCGGGCGCCGCAUUCAUCUCGUACAUCAUUUACAGCGGCCUGCUCCAGAUCCAGUUCAGCGACGACGAUGACGACGAGGAGUGGGGAGAAGGGUGGAUCGUAGACGAUGAGGAUAGCGACCCCUUCGCCUCUCUGGUGGACGAUGACGAGGAGGAAUAG